CGCCAGCAAAGCCGCAGGGGUCGGCAUCUUCGCGCUGGAAUCCGAGCUAAGUGUGCGACCCCAGAGCGUUCUCAUGUUCAUGCUCAUUUGAUGGAGCAGCAGCCAGGCCGGCUGGCAGGGAAGGUUGAAACCGAAUCCGUUGCUUAAAAGCAGGGAGUGCGCCUCGUUUACCUGGAAUUCCUUAGGUCAGAAAGUGACACUUCUAGUUUCUAGGGAUCUUCGUGUAACACAAUUAUGGUUUAAAUGUUACAUUAAAUUUGAGAAUGGACGUUCUCACUUAGAAAUAGUUUAAAAACGGGGUUUUAAGUAUUUUUUUUUUUACGUUAUAGAAUUUAAUCUUCCGGUAAUUACCUCUUCCGCAGUGUUUUUGGAUCCCUCAACAAAUGAUAACCUGUGAAAUGAAAUAUGAUGUGCAAUAUUUUGUAGAAUAUUUAGACAGUACUACUAAAAUCAGCUCAUAAAAUAUGUGUGUAAUAUGCGUGGAAGAAGUAAAACACGGAAUUAUCCAUCUGAGUACUUGCCUGUUGUGUGCUACUCUUUUCUUUUAAAGUCACCAAACAUAUAUAGGUCCUUUUGGGAAGCGUGUAGGUUAAAAUAUGUUCCAGUUGAAAGGGAGAAAGGAUGGAAUUUGAUGCUUCCAUGUUGCGUCACCCAUCUGCGUGGGUUCAGCAAAAAGUACAAGACAGCGCUGGUCUCUAGGAGCCGCUUAGAGGUGCGUGAGAGACUGCCCUGCUUUCCUGGCGCUGCUCAUGAAGAAAGGGAGGAAGCCUACCUGAACAUUUGAGAGCUUGAGCUUGGGAAGCCUCCUCUUCACUGAUUGGCAAGCUCCAGCCUGUUGAGGGUGUAGAUUCCAAAUCCUCUCAAACACCCAGAAGACUAUAAACCUGCAGGAGGCAGAGUGUCCAGAGAGAUGGUUGGAGAUCAUCAAGAAGAAAAGGGCCGAAACCGGUUUGGCUCAGUGGAUAGAGCGUCCGCCUGCGGACUGAAAGGUCCCAGUAUCUUUCGAAGAUGGUUUGGCUGCCUUGGAGGUUUGGAGAUCUGAUGCCACGAUGAGGACUCACACACGGGGGGCUCCCAGUGUGUUUUUCAUAGCUUUACUUUGCUCCGUGUCAGCCUACAUCACUGACGAGAACCCAGAAGUCAUGAUCCCCUUCACCAACGCCAACUAUGACAGCCACCCGAUGCUGUACUUCUCCCGGGCGGAGGUGGCGGAGCUCCAGCUCAGGGCCACCAGCUCCCACGAGCACAUCGCCGCCCGGCUCACCGAGGCUGUGCACACCAUGCUGUCCAGCCCCUUGGAGUACCUGCCCCCCUGGGAUCCCAAGGACUUCAGUGCCCGCUGGAAUGAAAUUUACGGCAACAACUUGGGUGCCUUGGCGAUGUUCUGUGUGCUGUAUCCUGAGAACAUCGAAGCCCGAGACAUGGCCAAAGACUACAUGGAGAGGAUGGCAGCUCAGCCUAGUUGGUUGGUGAAAGAUGCUCCCUGGGAUGAAGUCCCGCUCGCUCACUCCCUGGUGGGUUUUGCCACUGCCUAUGACUUCUUGUACAACUACCUGAGCAAGACGCAGCAGGAGAAGUUUCUUGAAGUGAUUGCCAACGCCUCGGGCUAUAUGUAUGAAACCUCAUACAGGAGAGGAUGGGGAUUUCAAUACCUGCACAAUCACCAGCCCACCAACUGCAUGGCUCUGCUCACAGGAAGCCUAGUUCUGAUGAACCAAGGGUAUCUUCAAGAAGCCUACUUAUGGACCAAACAAGUUCUGACCAUCAUGGAGAAGUCCCUGGUCUUGCUCCGAGAGGUGACGGACGGCUCCCUCUAUGAAGGGGUCGCGUACGGCAGCUACACCACUAGAUCACUCUUCCAGUAUAUGUUCCUCGUGCAGAGGCACUUCGACAUCAACCACUUCGGUCACCCGUGGCUUAAGCAACACUUUGCUUUUAUGUAUAGAACCAUCCUGCCAGGAUUUCAGAGGACUGUGGCCAUUGCAGACUCAAAUUACAACUGGUUUUAUGGUCCAGAAAGCCAGCUAGUGUUCCUGGAUAAGUUUGUCAUGCGUAACGGCAGUGGUAACUGGCUGGCUGACCAAAUCAGGAAGAACCGCGUGGUGGAAGGCCCAGGGACCCCCUCCAAAGGACAGCGCUGGUGCACUCUCCACACGGAAUUCCUCUGGUAUGAUGCCAGCUUGAAAUCUGUCCCUCCUCCAGAUUUUGGCACCCCUACAUUGCAUUAUUUUGAAGACUGGGGCGUUGUGACUUACGGAAGUGCACUGCCUGCGGAACUCAAUAGGUCUUUUCUUUCCUUCAAGUCAGGAAAACUUGGGGGCCGUGCAAUAUAUGACAUUGUCCACAGAAACAAAUACAAAGACUGGAUCAAAGGAUGGAGAAAUUUUAAUGCGGGGCAUGAGCAUCCUGAUCAGAACUCAUUUACUUUUGCUCCCAAUGGUGUGCCUUUCAUCACGGAGGCUCUCUACGGGCCCAAGUAUACCUUUUUCAACAACGUCUUGAUGUUUUCCCCAGCUGUGUCCAAGAGCUGCUUUUCUCCCUGGGAAGGUCAGGUCACCGAAGACUGUUCAUCAAAGUGGUCUAAAUACAAGCAUGACCUAGCAGCUAGCUGCCAAGGGAGGGUGGUCGCCGCAGCGGAGAAAAAUGGAGUGGUUUUCAUUCGAGGAGAAGGUGUGGGAGCUUACAACCCCCAGCUCAGUCUGAAGAACAUUCAGAGGAAUUUGAUCCUCCUGCAUCCACAGCUUCUCCUCCUUGUGGAUGAAGUCCACCUGGGAGAGGAGAGCCUCUUGGAGACGGCAACGAGCUUCUUCCACAACGUGGACUUCCCUUUUGAGGAGACAGUGGUGGAUGGCGUCCAUGGGGCUUUCAUCAGGCAGCGAGAUGGGCUCUAUAAAAUGUACUGGAUGGAUGAUACCGGCUACAGUGAGAAAGCAACUUUUGCUUCCGUGACCUACCCUCGGGGCUAUCCCUACAACGGGACAAACUAUGUGAAUGUCACCAUGCACCUCCGAAGUCCCAUCACCAGGGCAGCUUACCUCUUCAUCGGGCCGUCCGUGGAUGUUCAGAGCUUCAGCAUCCACGGAGACCCCCAGCAGCUGGAUGUGUUCAUAGCCACCAGGGAGCACGCCUAUGCUGUUUACCUUUGGACAGAUGAGACCCCAGGCCAGUCUGCCUUUGCACAGGUCAUUGCCGAUCGUCAGAAAAUUCUGUUUGACCGGAGCUCAGCCAUCAAGAGCACCACUGUCCCUGAGGUGAGGGACUAUGCUGCUAUCGUGGAGCGGAGCCUGCAGCAUUUUAAGCCAGUGUUCCAGCUGCUGGAGAAGCAGAUCCUGUCCCGAGUCCGCAACACAGCCGGCUUCAGGAAGACCGCGGAGCGCCUGCUGAGGUUUUCAGACAAGAGGCAGACUGAGGAGGCCAUCGACAGGAUUUUUGCCAUUUCCCAGCAGCAGCAGCAGCAGCAGCAGCAGCAGCGCAAGUCCAAGAAAAACCGAAGGGUAGGCAAGCGCUAUAAAUUUGUGGAUGCCGUCCCCGAUAUUUUUGCACAGAUUGAAGUCAAUGAAAAAAAGAUUCGGCAGAAAGCCCAGAUUCUGGCACAGAAAGAACAGCCCAUAGAUGAAGAUGAAGAGAUGAAAGACCUUUUAGAUUUUGCAGAUGUGACGUAUGAGAAACACAAGAACGAUGGCCUGAUGAAAGGCCGGUUUGGACCGGCGCGGAUGGUGACGACUAUGCACAGCAAAGCCCCGUCACUGUCCGCUUCUUACACCAGACUCUUCCUGAUUCUGAACAUUGUUAUUUUCUUCGUCAUGUUGGCCAUGCAACUGACUUAUUUCCAGAGGGCCCAGAGCCUACAUGGCCGAAGAUGUCUGUAUGCAGUCCUCCUGGUAGAUAGUUGUAUUUUAUUAUGGCUGUACUCUUCUUGUUCCCAGUCACAGUGUUAGCCCUGAAGCUGUCAAUCGCUCAAUUAUUUGUGGUCACAAAUCUAUGCAAAAAAAAAAAAUCGCCCUAGUUAUUGGAUUUUUUUCUCAGAUUCAUUUUCACAAAUGAAGGGGAAGAUAUCUUCACACAAGAAAGCAAGGACAUGAAGAAAUCAGAAUUGAAGUAGGUAAAGAAUUUGUCAAAGGAAUAAAAGUAGUUUGGAUGUCCCAUGCUGUUUCUGGAAGUGUUUGGCUUGACUAAUUUAGUGGUCCAUAUAAUACUACCCUUAAAAGAAACACAACGUCUGGUUUUAAGUAAUUUUUAAGAAACAAAAAAGACAGAAUUGGAUUUUAUUAAUAUUAAUUUAAUGCUAUUAGCAAUCUUCAGAUACUAUUUUAUGAAAAGCCUGAAGCACACCAUUCUGAGAAAUACAGACUUUUUUUAAAUGGUGUAGCCAUGUUAAAAAAAAUAAAUGUUGCCAAGUCCUGGUAUGGCGGUGCCAUCUUCCUGGGAGAGUAGUUCCUUAGUUAAGUGAGUAACAGCACUUGUUUACUGAAUUACUAUUCAGAUAACAUGGUAAAAUGAUGGCAGAAAAAUCAUUAAAAAGUUAAGAUAUAUUUCCAGUAUGAAUGACUGUUUGCUUAAUGAUGUUCAUUCCUGCACACACAUAACUGAUUGCUUUUAUGCAUACAUUGAUUAUUCAAAUAAGACAAUUCCAGAUAACUUGAUUUCCUAUUUUUUUUAUAUGGAAACUUGCUGUGGACCUAGUGACUAAACUUUAAAAUAAAAUAUUUUAUAUCCUUAAUGCUAAGUUCAAUACCAAAGAAGAUGGGGAAGCUAAAAUUUGGAUAUGAUUCUUAUGUUUUUUAAUAGAAAUUUUUCUUUAAAUUUAUUUUGUUUAAUAAACAUCAUAAUUGUGAUUUUUCA
This is a messenger RNA of Myotis myotis, 4842 nucleotides long. It is a transcript of the gene DSE, whose product is annotated as dermatan sulfate epimerase. The record is from RefSeq and is a predicted model, not a curated record. Gene Ontology annotation, molecular function: chondroitin-glucuronate 5-epimerase activity. Lineage: Eukaryota; Metazoa; Chordata; Mammalia; Chiroptera; Vespertilionidae. The transcript has 7 exons. Bases 1050 to 3938 code for a protein of 962 amino acids.